AGGCUGAUGUGUGCAGCUACCACUUUGGAUUCUGUACCGCUACUUCCCUCGGCACAAGGCACCAGCAGGCUGAGCAUUAAAGCCUGUUCUUUGGGACGGAGCAUUUACCCCUGCAAGACAUGAAGGGCUUCCUGUUUCUCACACUCCUCCUGAUGCCCGUGCACGCUGGAACUGCUUGGAGUGCGAAAUACGCAGUAGAUUGUCCCGAGCCCUGUGACAGUAACGCAUGCAAAAGUACCUUGCGCUGUAAGCGAACAGUGCUGGAUGACUGUGGCUGUUGCAGAGUGUGUGCAGCUGCUCUGGGGGAGACUUGCUAUCGUACGGUCUCGGGUAUGGAUGGUGUCAAGUGUGGUCCUGGGCUGAAGUGCCAGUUUUACACUGAGGAGGAUGACUUUGGUGAUGAAUUUGGUAUCUGCAAAGAGUGUCCCUAUGGUACCUAUGGAAUGGAAUGCAGGAAAACCUGCAACUGUCCCUCUGGCAUCUGUGAUAGAGUAACUGGGAAGUGUUUGAAGUUUCCAUUUUUUCAACUGUCUGCUUCAAAGCCUCCAAAUCGACGAAAAAUAGUUUCACACACAGAGAACGACAUGGCAUCAGGGGAUGGCAAUUCUGUAAAAGAGGAAUUCGUUAAGGAGAAAGCUAUUCACUCUCCGGUAAUGAAAUGGCUAAAUCCUCGCUGAUAUUUACUUAUAAGACUUUCAAGUGAAUGCAUUUCUCGCAGAUUAUUGAAUAUGCAACAACACACUUUAAGAACAAAGUAGAUCUAUAGCAUAUGAAAAUGUAACCUCUGAAGACCAAUUGUGAUUCUGUUUUUCAUGAGAAAAAUGUUUACUAAAAAUAGACUGUACAGUGUAUAUGAUUUUUUAUAUUUGUUUUGAUAAGUAUUUGAACAGAGAAAUGUAUUGUGGAUACCUGAAUGUAUAGUAAUAUUAAAAAUCCAACAUGAUUCAACCCUCCUCAUUUAAAUAAUGCCAGAGGCCAACUCUUGCAGCCUGAGGCCAGGAAAGCUCUCACUGAAUUCAGUGGACAGUUUGGGUGAGUGAAACUAUUGGUGUGGAGCCAAUGCGAAAGAAAUGUACAUCAACAAUCCCAGGAUAGAAAGCAACACCCCUGAAUCACAAGAAUAAUAAUAACAUAGGAGCACACAGUGUGAAUUAAAUAAACCAACCUUAGAUGUUAGUCAUUUUCUGGUUUUUGGAAGUUUGGUGACAAAUCCUUGGAGCUAAAUAUGCCUUUCUUCAGUGAGAAAACACCCAGCAUUUCAGUUUAUAGAUUGGGGAUAUCUUAGCUGAGACACUGCAGACAUAUCUUGUAUUGAGGUGAAUUUCUAAAUUUAAAUUCUGUACAGAGAAACAGCAGCUUGGUAAAUUAUACAGAUUUGUAGAGGGGGAUCUGAAAUGAAAGAAGCUGCUUAGCAUUAUUUAAAUAUAUAUGUUUCGAUAAAGCAGCUACUUUGAUGCCAUUAAGGUGACGUCUGCAUUUCUUGGGGAAGAGUGUGUCCAAUGCCAGAGGCCAGCAAAUGGACCUUUGUACUUUCCAUCUUCAUCGCUGGCUGCGGCCCAGCUGCGACUCACAGGGAGUUCAUCUGGUCCAGUGUAGGGAGGACUUGGACCCUCAGGGAGUCAUAGUGCAGCCACAGCCUACAGUACUUUGGUACCCAGUCCUUCUUUUCUUACUUGCGUGAGCAAGCAGUCCCAUCUCAGCCAUAAAAAUCCACACUGAGAUGGGUUUGCUAAUAUCUCUGGAAACAAUCGGAUCCUGAGAUAAUGGAAAUUGAUGUAGCUGUGUCAGAGUGAACCAGGAUUUCACGAGUUUAGCAACUGCCUCAUAAUGCAGAGUGCUCUCAUUAGAAAUGUGGUUUGAAUUGAGUAUUUCCUUUGAAAUCAAUGUGAGCUUUGACAGUGACUUCAGUGAAAGAAGGAGCACACAGUACCACAGCCAAAGUUUGGUGCAGGGUCUGAAAACAUACUUUUAAAACUAUGAACAAGAAAAACUUCAAAGCCUUUGAAGAGUCCAAAUUGUGAUCCACAGUCAAUGUCAGUGGAAAGCAGGCUGCUUUCACCUGGCAAAGCAGCGCUGAACUGUGCUGCUCUAGAACAAGAGGACAAUGACAGCAGUAGUCAUCCAAACAUCAGUACAGCAGUGCAGGCUCUCCUGCUACGGUAAUUGGAGACACAUAAACAUAAAUCUCAAACUAGCAUAUAUCGCAUUUGAACCUGCAUUGAGUGUUAGGUCUGAGAGGGAGAAAUAUUAUCUUGGGCUAUUUACAAGCAAGUGUAUUGAUUCUCAUCUACUGAUAUCAAAAGUAAUUUUUUCUUGAUUUCAGUGAAAGCAGGAUCAAACCCAUGGUCCUUCAGCAGACUGAAGAGAAUUAUUUAAAGACUGUAGUAAAUAUUUGCAUACAUUAUUACUAUUUUGCAACAGUGUCAUAAAUGACAUUGAGAGUUCUUGAAUGUAAAUCUAAUAAGAUGGUUGGUUUUAAAAAGUAUAUGAUUAUUAUUGUUCAAUAAAAAAACAAGUGAAA
This is a messenger RNA of Grus americana (Whooping crane), 2521 nucleotides long. It is a transcript of the gene ESM1, whose product is annotated as endothelial cell specific molecule 1. Gene Ontology annotation, cellular component: extracellular region. The transcript has 3 exons. The coding region runs from base 120 to 677 and encodes 185 amino acids. NCBI's taxonomy places the organism in Eukaryota, Metazoa, Chordata, Aves, Gruiformes, Gruidae. The record is from RefSeq and is a predicted model, not a curated record.